Messenger RNA from Ostertagia ostertagi, 336 nucleotides. Lineage: Eukaryota; Metazoa; Nematoda; Chromadorea; Rhabditida; Trichostrongylidae. The record is from the annotation of a GenBank genome assembly.
AUGCAGAUUGCACCCAAGAUGUCAUCGUCGCCAAAUCUUCUGACAUCGACUGAACCCGUUACGUCGCCUACGAUUGAAAUACCGGCUCCAUCCGUGACGCUGACGACAACCGAGAGGUCCGCCAAAGACAAAGCGCCGACCACAGCUGCAGUACCACUAGCGUCUGAAAUGCAGAUUGCACCCAAGAUGUCAUCGUCGCCAAAUCUCCUGACAUCGACUGAACCCGUUACGUCGCCUACGACUGAAAUACCGGCUCCAUCCGUGACGCUGACGACAACCGAGAGGUCCGCCAAAGACAAAGCCCCGACCACAGCUGCAGUACCACUAGCGUUCUGA